AUGACAGAACGACGAGACUUGAUUCCACGCUUCUUGUUGACUCUUCUCUUAGUCGCCGUACUAUUUAACUUAGCCAGCGCCGAUGGACACGGGCAUCAUCACAGUCACGUGAUAAUCCACGUACCGUACAAAAUCAAGACUAUCCACCACACUCACACGAUUACGAAACACAUACACCACGGUCACGGCCACGGCGGUGGCGCGGGCGGCGGUGAGGAUAACUACGAAGUACUCGGGUACACUGUGGGUCAUCCUAUUGACCUUGGGGGUCACGGCGGCGGCGGCGGUGGUGGCGGCGGUAGCUUUGGUGGUGGCGGCCACGAUUUCGGCGGGGGCGGCGGUGGCGGCGGCCACGAUUUCGGCGGUGGCGGCGGCGGCGGCGGCGGUGGUCACCUAGAGCUGAGUCACGGUGGCGGUUUCGACGACGGGGGUGGAUUCAGCGGCGGAGGUGGAUUCGGCGGCUGGAGUGGAUUCGGCGGCGGAGACCAGACGGGACAUUAG
This is a messenger RNA of Temnothorax curvispinosus, 501 nucleotides long. Its product is annotated as glycine-rich cell wall structural protein-like. Bases 1 to 501 code for a protein of 166 amino acids. The record is from RefSeq and is a predicted model, not a curated record. NCBI's taxonomy places the organism in Eukaryota, Metazoa, Arthropoda, Insecta, Hymenoptera, Formicidae. The transcript is spliced from 3 exons.